UGCACCACGUCCUUGGCUCCCAUUAGUGAAGGCAAGAUUUCUUCCCAGAGCCUAGUCUCCUUCCUUCUCCGAGCUCCUGCAGGGCAGGGUGCCUCAUUGGUUUGGAAAGGGCCUCAACACGCGCUGAUCCUAGGCCUCGCGACUCCAGGGGAAUCGGAAAUCUCAGCCUUAGUCCUCUCUGUUGCAGCCGCGGAUGCUUCAGGGCCAGGGCCCUGGGAGGAGGAGGGGCUGAGCUGCCGGCGCACAGAGGAGAAACCUCUUUUGCGCAGCCUUUAAUUCAAGUCUUCUCUAUUAACUUGCAAUUUCCUCAACACGCAGCCUGUGCAAGGCACAUCCAAUCUGAAUUUUUUCUUUCAAAAAGAAAUAAGAAUACGGCAGCCCUGGGCCAAUAAAUCACUCACCUGAAGGCUGCCAGCCCCCCUCUCUGGGCUCCAGCGGAGGCUGGGGGCCCCGAGCAAGGCAGACCCGGCGCAGACCCGCGCCCCGCCCGCGCAGGAGGAGCAGCGCGGAGCCUGGGCGUGGGCCGUGCGUCCCGAGCUGCGCGUCGUGUCGCCGGCGGGGCGGGAGCGGCUGCGGUUCCUCCCGCGCAGCGCGCACCGCUUAGAGCCAAGCCUGGCCGGCCUGCCCGCGCCCCAGAACAAUCAACCAUGACGACCGAAUCUGGAUCAGACUCAGAAUCCAAGCCUGAGCAGGAGGCUGCGCCCCAGGAGGAGGCGGGGGCGCAGGGGGACGCAGUGGUGCAGGGCGAGGAGCCCCCCAGCACGAGCGCGGAGCCCCAGGCACUGGAGCAGUUCGAAGGCGCUGCAGCACACAGCACCCCGGUGCACAGGGAGGUCACUGACAAGGAGCAGGAGUUUGCCGCCGCAGCUGCAAAACAGCUUGAGUACCAGCAAUUUGAAGACGAUAAACUUUCUCAGAAGUCAUCCAGCAGUAAACUCUCCCGGUCUCCACUAAAGAUUGUCAAAAAGCCCAAAAGUAUGCAGUGCAAGGUGGUCCUUUUGGACGGCUCAGAGUAUGCCUGCGAUGUGGAGAAACGCUCCAGAGGGCAAGUGCUGUUUGACAAAGUGUGCGAGCACCUGAACCUGCUGGAGAAGGACUACUUCGGCCUCACGUACCGCGACGCCGAGAACCAGAAGAAUUGGCUGGACCCUGCUAAGGAAAUUAAAAAACAGAUUCGAAGCGGUGCUUGGCACUUUUCAUUUAAUGUGAAAUUUUACCCACCGGACCCUUCCCAGCUAUCUGAAGAUAUAACCAGGUACUACCUCUGCCUACAACUGCGCGAUGAUAUCGUGUCGGGCCGGCUGCCCUGCUCGUUCGUGACCCUGGCCCUGCUGGGCUCCUACACGGUCCAGUCAGAACUUGGUGACUACGACCCAGACGAGUGUGGGAGUGAUUACAUCAGCGAGUUCCGCUUUGCCCCGAACCACACCAAGGAGCUAGAGGACAAGGUGAUCGAGCUUCACAAGAGCCACAGAGGAAUGACUCCAGCAGAAGCAGAAAUGCAUUUCCUGGAAAACGCCAAAAAACUCUCCAUGUAUGGGGUAGAUUUACAUCAUGCCAAGGACUCCGAAGGAGUAGAAAUCAUGUUAGGAGUUUGUGCGAGCGGUUUGUUGAUAUAUCGUGACCGCCUGCGGAUAAACAGAUUUGCCUGGCCCAAGGUUCUAAAGAUUUCAUACAAAAGGAACAAUUUUUACAUUAAGAUUCGGCCGGGGGAGUUUGAACAAUUUGAAAGCACCAUUGGAUUUAAGCUGCCAAACCAUCGGGCCGCUAAGCGUUUGUGGAAAGUGUGUGUGGAACAUCACACGUUUUUCAGACUAUUACUCCCAGAAGCACCGCCAAAGAAAUUCCUCACCUUGGGCUCCAAGUUCCGGUACAGCGGCCGGACGCAGGCGCAGACCAGGAGAGCCAGCGCGCUGAUAGACCGCCCGGCGCCCUACUUCGAGCGCUCGUCCAGCAAACGCUACACCAUGUCACGAAGCUUGGAUGGAGCAUCAGUGAAUGAAAACCAUGAGAUAUACAUGAAGGAUUCUAUGUCUGCUGCAGAGGUUGGUACUGGCCAGUACGCCACAACAAAGGGCAUCUCUCAGAGCAACUUGAUCACCACUGUGACUCCGGAGAAAAAGGCCGAGGAGGAGCGUGACGAGGAAGAGGACAGACGGAGGAAGGCCGAGGAGGCCACGCCUGUCUCCGUGACCCGGCACGAGGGAAAGCCUCCCGGGCUUGGCACUGACUCAUGUCCCUUGUCACCCCCAUCCGCCCAUCCCGAUCUUGCAUCCCCCCCAGAGCUCCGCAGGAGGUAUAAGGAGAAGGACCCCAAAGCACCAGGCUGCGAGGCGCCCCGAGCAGAGCCUGCGCCCAAUGAGCCCAUGGCGGAUGCCCAGGGCCAAGCCAAGGCGUGCCUGGGGGACCCAGAUGUGGUCUUCCACUUCCGGCCGCCGGCCAGCAAGGGCGCCACCCUGUUCUCCUUCUCCCUGCAGCUCCCGGAGUGCUUCCCGUCGCUGCUCGAUGACGACGGGUACCUCUCCUUCCCCAACCUGUCCGAGACCAACCUCCUGCCCCAGAGCCUGCAGCAUUACCUCCCGAUCCGCUCUCCCUCCCUCGUGCCCUGCUUCCUCUUCAUCUUCUUCUUCCUGCUCUCCGCCUCCUUCUCAGUGCCCUACGCCCUCACUCUCUCCUUCCCUCUGGCUCUGUGCCUCUGCUACCUGGAGCCCAAGGCGGCCUCCUUGAGCGCCUCCCUAGACAAUGACCCGAGUGACAGUUCAGAGGAAGAGACGGACAGUGAGCGCACAGACACCGCGGCUGACGGGGAGACCACUGCCACUGAGUCGGACCAGGAGGAGGAUGCAGAGCCCAAGGCACAGAAUAGUCUGAUUAAGCGAAUAAAGGGUGAAAAUGUGUAUGUCAAACAUAGUAAUCUUAUGUUAGAGGAGCUAGACAAAACUCAAGAUGAACUGAUGAAACAUCAAACCAACAUUAGUGAGCUGAAAAGAACAUUUUUAGAAACCUCCACAGAGACGGCUGUAACGAAUGAGUGGGAAAAGAGGCUUUCUACCUCCCCGGUACGGCUGGCGGCCAGGCAGGAAGACAUGCCCAUGAUCGAGCCUCUCGUGCCGGAAGAGACCAAAGAAGAAAGAGAGAUUUCUGAAAAAGUUAUAUUUUUGCAGCAAGGAAGUUCUGCAUUCCUUGAGGCUCAGACCAAGCCGUCAUCUGGAGAAAAGCUCAUGGACGGCUCUGAGAUCUUCAGUCUGUUAGAGUCGGCGCGCAAGCCCACAGAAUUCAUAGGCGGGGUGACUUCCACUUCGCAGAGCUGGGUGCAGAAGGUGGAAAGCAAGGCCGAGCCCAGCGAGGCGGAGACCAAGGGGGCCCCGCAGCCGCAGACGCCACUUGGCACGGAGAAGGUGGUGCAGGUGGAGACCGUACAGGUGGAGGAGCGGCGCGUGAUGAGCGUGCACGCCAGCGGGGACGCGUCUCACGCGGCGGGGGAGGACGUGGAGCCCGCAGGACAGCCUGUGCCCCGCGAUGCUUCCGGCACAAAGGGGAAGGAGGGCUCCGUGCUCGCGGAAGAGACAAAAGAGAGAGGCCCGGAGGCUGAGAAACUUGUCCCCGGACAGGAGGAGACAGCCACCGCCUCGCACAAGCCGGAGGAGGCCCCGGGAGCGGCUGUCCACGCUCCGGACACCUCUGCGCAGAUGGCGCAUUUUGAGUCGACAGCCAUGAAGAUAGAAACCAUCAGUUUUGGCAGCGGUUCACCAGCGGGUGGGGAACUAGACGUUUCUACAAAAGAAGUGCCGGUGGUUCACACAGAAACGAAAACCAUCACGUACGAAUCCUCACAGGUGGAUCCCGGGGCAGACCUGGAGCCAGGCGUGCUGAUGAGCGCCCAGACGAUCACCUCAGAGACCACCAGCACCACCACCACCACGCACAUCACCAAAACUGUGAAAGGAGGCAUUUCGGAGACAAGGAUUGAGAAGAGAAUAGUCAUCACAGGAGAUGCCGACAUUGACCAUGACCAGGCUCUGGCUCAGGCAAUUAAAGAGGCCAAAGAGCAGCACCCUGACAUGUCAGUGACCAAAGUAGUGGUCCAUAAAGAGACAGAGAUCACACCGGAAGAUGGAGAGGAUUGACCAGAGGAAUAACUUAGGUUGCACAUGAAUCCAGUAUUUGCAAAUCACUAGGAAAACCAGAGCCUCUACGGAGUUGCCUCUUCUAACCCAACUGACUCGUGUCUGUCCGUGGAAAAUUCCAGUCCAGAAGAACUGACCUUGACCAUUGAUAAGGACACUGGCAGAGAUCUUCCCGUAAUAAAGCAAUCUGAAUCAGCGUCACUAAACUGAUAUUGCAUGAAGCAAGGAUAAAAUUACAACCAAGCAGCGUUUUUACUUUUCACAAACGUCUCAGUUUUCAGCUAUACCUGCACGUUCACAACCAACAAUAUAAACCGUGAUCUCCUGUAACACACCGACAGUCCAUGCCUCCCAUAGUUUAUUAUUAUUACAGUCUCCACAAAAUUGCAGUUUCUUAGGCGAAACAUCCUUCGUUUACAGACACAUGAAGAUUACCCUACAGUGCUAGGAGCUGUCUAGGUCCGGUGUGUCCGAUUUACCCCAGAUUAGAUGUGCCAAUAACCGAGUCUAUUCAGUAAACAACUUGAAUCUUGUACUUGUUUCAUCUGGUUUUAUUAUUCUCACCCAUAAACAGUAAUGACUCUCUGACCCUCCGGAAACACUUAAUGCUUAUAAUCUUGCUUUGUGCAUCUAAUUUAAUCCGUUAAAAGGUAGAACUGGUUUUAGCAUAUUAAUGUGAUUUCUUCCUUCUUGUUCGCUUUGGUCUAUGUUCAAUCUGGAAAGCUUCCCGGAGCUCCCUAACAAGUCCCAAGUAUGUAAAUUGUCAUUGUUUGGAGAAGAAAACCUGUGUUUUUGUUAGUUUACAAUAUUAUGAAAUUUUGCUCCCAGAAAACCCAACGGGCUUCUGUGGCUGUGUUCUUUGUUUCUUUUUCUUGGUAUUUUUUUCAUGGAUUUUUUUUUCCUUCUUCUUUUACUUGAAAAAGAGUUUUAUUUCCAAAUCUGGUCCAUAUUUACAAUCUAGUUCAGAGCCAAGCCUUAAACUGUACAGACUUUCCACUGUAAUUAAACUAUUUAGUGUUUAGUUAUAAAUAGCCUUCAGAAAGAUAUAUUCUCCAUUCCCCUGUCGACUCAUUACACCCUGUGGUGAAUGUUACUGCAUAGCAAAAUAAAAAUGACAGAUGCAUCGAAAA
Messenger RNA from Cavia porcellus (domestic guinea pig), 5257 nucleotides. RefSeq names its product erythrocyte membrane protein band 4.1 like 3 (gene Epb41l3). Lineage: Eukaryota; Metazoa; Chordata; Mammalia; Rodentia; Caviidae. Gene Ontology annotation, cellular component: plasma membrane; cytoskeleton. The record is from RefSeq and is a predicted model, not a curated record. Gene Ontology annotation, molecular function: structural molecule activity; actin binding. The transcript is spliced from 25 exons. The coding region runs from base 648 to 4127 and encodes 1159 amino acids. Gene Ontology annotation, biological process: cortical actin cytoskeleton organization.